Molecule: messenger RNA, 351 nt
Organism: Gryllus bimaculatus (two-spotted cricket)
Lineage: Eukaryota; Metazoa; Arthropoda; Insecta; Orthoptera; Gryllidae
Source: the annotation of a GenBank genome assembly
AUGUUCUUGUCGUUUGUGGUAGUGUAUGAACUGUUCAGACGCGGUGUAAUGCGUUGGUAUUUUUGUGAUUCAUGGGAUGUCUCGGUGCUGAUAGAGGUGUCGUCGGGCGCCGGAUGGGGCGGGCGCGCGUGCUGCGGCCUGCCGCAGGCCCUGGCCUGCCGCCGCGCCUGCGCCACCGCCUCGUCGCGCCAGGCCCUGCGCCCGGCCUGCAGGCUCAGCGACGAGCUCGCCUUCUUCGCCUGCGUCGACCGACAGCAGGUACUGUCAUCCGCCCACGAAGCGAUGGCCAACUUAGAACAACCUCCUGUGUGGACAAGGAGGAGGGGAAGGAAAAACAAAAACACUAUUUGA